Cyprinus carpio (common carp) is the source of this 1126-nucleotide messenger RNA. RefSeq lists its product as uncharacterized. The transcript has 4 exons. Gene Ontology annotation, biological process: regulation of neuroinflammatory response. The record is from RefSeq and is a predicted model, not a curated record. Gene Ontology annotation, molecular function: signaling receptor activity. NCBI's taxonomy places the organism in Eukaryota, Metazoa, Chordata, Actinopteri, Cypriniformes, Cyprinidae. The annotation marks the transcript as partial.
CACGCUGUGCCACUAACUGUCCUAGGAGAUCAAGACCCUGCAUCUCAACAGAAUAAAGAUUCUGCCAUUAAACAGCUGACAGAUUUCAAAGAGCAGAACUUUAUUCCAGGCAGUGAUGUGAUUUUACAGUGUGGCAAUGCCACUGUUAUCAAUUGGAAUGAAUUAAUUUAUAUUGUCUGGAACAUCAGCCUGGAAGGCAGAAAAUGUUGGCUGGGUUUGUCACCCAAGCUGGACGACACAUGUAAAGAUGGAAAGAGGCUGUUAAACACCUCAGAUGGAGUUUCUUUAGUCAUUCCCAAGAUUUCAACAAGAGAUGAAGGAUUUUAUUCGUGUGAUGUAUCAUAUAAAGCAGGAAGCUAUGCUGUAAAUGUGUCUGUAAGCGUUACCCAACUUUUCACCAAGCAGAGUGAAAACAAUCAAAGGAUUGCUGUCUGUCAGGCCAAUUACACACAAAAGACAGCACCCACUCUUCACUGGGAACCUGCCUUGAACUUUUCCUCCAGUAACAGUUCUGUAAAGAAGGAUGGCAGGUUUUUUACGAUGGAGAAUCAAGUAUAUCUGCCGGACAAUGUCAACAUCAGUGAGCUCAUCUGUGUGGCCACAUACUCCUCCGAGUCCGGCUCUGUUCAGCACAAGAGCACACUUCAUCUUAAACAAAGAACUUUUUGUCUCAGAAUGAAGGAAGAAACACCCACAAAGAGGUGAAGAAAUACGGAGGAUAAACAGGAUGUGGACAGCAAAAUCAGGCAUGAUAAGAAAGUGAAUUGAAGGGGGGUGUUUACCUGACAACUGCUGACAUUUUAACAGAGCCUCUGAAGAAUUACAGCAAAAGAGGGCAUUAGAAAGUUUCCUUUUUUCUUUACUUUGUCUGAAUUUAAGAUAAAAUUAAAAUUUUUAAUUUGGCCUCUGAGUCAACAAAAAAAUAGUUGAAACAUUUUGCUUGUGCUAUCUUUCUUUUGUAUAAAUGCAGCUUGAGUUGAUAUUUUGUUAUUUAAUGCAAUGACAUUUGUACAGCUUUAAAUGUGGCUUAAGUGUCCAACGGCUUUUGGGGGCAAUUGUAAAACUAGCAGUUUAACUGAGAUGCAUGAUAAAACACAGUUUUCCCUUUAUUUAUGGUAAUCUGAUG